AUGGGGGACAUGAAAGAAACAAAAAUGCAGAUAACGCCGGAAACCCCGGGACGAGUCACCAUUCUCAACCCCUUUGAGAGCCCAAGCGAUUAUUACACCCUCCAGGAACAGAUCGUCUCCAGCCCUUCAGUCUUUAAGUCAACAAAAUCCUCAUCAACACCAGGAAAAUUUAGGUGGUCCAUUGAUCAGCUAGCUCUAAUAAAUCCUGUGGAGAUUGAUUCGGAAGAUGUUCGACGCCAAGCAAUGUAUUUGAGUCACACUAGAAUUGAUAAGGAGAUGGAAGACAGAAGACAAAAAGCCAUUGAGGAGUUUUUUACUAAAAGACUCAUAGUUCCUUCUCCUUGGACUGAACAUGAAGGGAAACAAGUUUCUCAGUUUAAUUCAACUAAAUGCAUAGAUCUAAAUAACAUUUCUCCAAUUGGAAGGCAGCUACCUUUGCAACCUGGAAAAAGCAAUGCUGCUUGUCAGACAGUAUUGUCUUUGCCUGUGGAUUUUAAUCUAGAGAAAAUACUAGGUGAAUAUUUUAGAACUGACGAAUUUGCAGAUCAGUCUCAGGAAAAUCUGAGCAGCUCUUCACUCAGAAGAAAGCUGUUUUUAGAGGAGAAUGGAAAUGUAUCUGAGUGCUUGUCCCCUUCUCUGCAAAGCCCGUGCGGUAUCCAGCCCCUUGGGGUGCUCUGUUCAAUAGAUAUAUCUCCAGUCCGGUGCAGAAGCCCUCUGGAAACGUCCGGUUCAGGUCAGUUUUCCUCCAGCCCUAUUCAAGGAGGAGCACGGGCUUACAGCCUGGGAAGCAUAACCAGCCCCACAUUUCCAGAGGGCUCCCCUGCACAUAAUGGUUCUCCUACCUUCUCGCCAAUUGCUUUCCAUAUAAGAAAGACACCCAUGUCAGACCAAAGAAAAUUUACGUUCUGUUCUCCAGACAUUCCCUCUGCUUCAAAGAGAAUGACACCCCCAAGUACCAGAAGUCCUUACAUCGAUGGCUGUUCUCCGAUUAAGAAUUGUUCUCCCAUGAGGCUUGGAGCGUGCCGAGGACCUGGCCAGUAUCAGGCCUCUCUCAUCAGAAUCCCGUUCACCGUAGAAAGCCACGGCGAGGAGGAGGCCGACAAGGAAAACCUGUAUCCAGGAGAAUCCCGCUUCCCGGAAACGGCUGACGGCACGAGCCUGCGCUGCCCCGAUGGCGACGUGGACAGUGGCUAUAAUACACAGACAGGUGGAAGCAGCAUGAUGGAUAUUGCUGGGGCUGAGAACAGUUGCAGAGAAAAUGAUGUGAAUACACAUGUGUUUCAGAAUAAAUCUCAGCUUCUCAAAAUGAAGGAGUGUUCUGCUUUAAACCAUAAGGACAAUCAGUUGCUGAGAGCAAAAUCUCCAGAGAAGCAAUCCUGUUUCCAUAAUGCAAAAAAGCAUAAUAUAGUGUUUGGUCAAAAUGCAACUUGCAACAUUUCUACCUGGCAACAUAACAGUGAGAAUCAAAUACAGGGAUUUCACAGAAAUGCAAGGAUCUCCAAUCCCAGGAUACUGGAUGGAAAUUCUGUCUCCUAUUCUAUUCAACAGCCCACAGAAGUGCCAGGAUCCAAGUGAUUUGAGCAGGGCUGGCGAGCAGCUCUUGUGC
This is a messenger RNA of Tinamus guttatus (white-throated tinamou), 1606 nucleotides long. Lineage: Eukaryota; Metazoa; Chordata; Aves; Tinamiformes; Tinamidae. The record is from RefSeq and is a predicted model, not a curated record.